GGGGCGGGCGGGGGCGGGGCGGGUAUAUAUUCCGGCGCGCCGGGCGGUGAGCUGUGAACGCCGCACAGACUCGCCGGACCCUCGCCCUCUGAUUUCUUCUUUCUCCAUCAAGAAAGAUGGCAUCUGUUUCAGUUGAACCACAACUGAGUGUGGUGACCAGGGUGGCCAGCCUCCCCUUGGUGAGCUCCACGUGUGAUCUGGUCUCCUCGGCUUACAUCAGUACAAAGGAUCAGUAUCCUUACUUGAAGUCUCUGUGUGAGAUGGCAGAGAAGGGCAUGAAGACCAUCACUUCUGUGGCUGUGACCAGCGCACUGCCAAUCAUCCAAAAGCUAGAGCCACAAAUUGCUGUUGCCAAUACCUAUGCUUGUAAGGGGCUAGACAAGAUUGAGGAGAAGCUGCCUAUUCUGAAUCAGCCAACAAACCAGGUUGUGGCCAAUGCCAAAGGGGCUAUGACGGGGGCAAGAGAUGCUGUGACGACUACUGUGACUGGGGCCAGGGAUUCUGUGGCCAGCACAAUCACUGGGGUGGUGGACAGGACCAAGGGAGCUGUGACUGGUAGUGUGGAGAAGACCAAGUCUGUGGUCAAUGGCAGCAUUCACACAGUCAUGGGAAGUCGGGUGAUGCAGCUGAUGAGCAGUGGAGUGGAAAAUGCACUCACCAAGUCGGAGUUGCUGGUAGACCAGUACCUUCCUCUUACCAAGGAUGAACUAGAAAAAGAAGCCAAAAAAGUGGAAGGAUUCGAUAUGGUUCAGAAGCCAAGUUACUAUGUUAGACUGGGAUCUCUGUCCACCAAGCUGCGCUCACGGGCCUACCAGCAGGCCCUCGGCAGGGUUGAAGAAGCUAAGCAAAAAGGCCAGGAGACCAUUUCUCAGCUCCAUUCCACCGUCAACCUGAUUGAACUUGCCAGGAAGAAUGUGCAUAAUGCCAACCAGAAAAUUCAGGAUGCUCAGGAUAAGCUCUAUCUGUCCUGGCUGGAGUGGAAGAGAAGCAUCGGCUACGAUGAUACAGAUGAAUCCCACUGUGCUGAGCACAUUGAGUCACGUACUCUUGCUAUUGCCCGGAACCUGACUCAGCAGCUCCAGACCACGUGCCACACCCUCCUGUCCAACAUCCAGGGGUUACCACAGAACAUUCAAGAUCGGGCCAAGCACUUGGGGGUGAUGGCUGGUGACAUCUACGCUGUGUUUCGCAAUGCUGCCUCCUUUAAAGAAGUGUCUGAUGGCCUCCUCGCUUCCAGCAAGGGGCAGCUGCAGAAAAUGAAGGAGUCUUUAGAUGAUGUGAUGGAUUAUCUUGUUAACAACACACCCCUCAACUGGCUGGUAGGUCCCUUUUAUCCCCAGGUGACCGAGUCUGAGAGUGCUCAGGCCCCAGGUACAGCCAGGAGGCCUGGCAGGCGGAGUACAAAACACCCUAAACCCGUCCCUGUCAGCAAUGCACAGGGCAGCCAGCCAGAUGACAGCUCCUCUUGAGCUAGACGGCUCCAAAGUAGGCAGGCAGCUAAUGAGGCAAAAAGGUCUCCACUUCAGUCAUUUCCAGCUGACAUAAGAGCUAUAAAGUUUCUGCAUUAGUGCAUAAGUUCUGUUACUUACCUGGCUGGAAAGAAAAGAAUAAUAGAGUGGUCACAGCCUGUCCAGAACUCGCACAUGUUUCAGGGCGUUUUAUGGCCUCAUUCUUUUGCUACUGUUGCUGUUUGUACUGAAUAAAAACACCUUCAUGUAGGCUGUUGUAUGAAUUGGGGUCUGCUCUGAGCAGGCCUCAACUCUGGUUUGUCUCACAAUGCAUGCUUGUGUACCCUGGGUUUUUUAAUUUUUUCAUAAAGGAGUGCCUCCUUUGAAUUCAAUAAAACUCACUGCAGAAUA
This is a messenger RNA of Dama dama (fallow deer), 1859 nucleotides long. RefSeq names its product perilipin 2 (gene PLIN2). Gene Ontology annotation, cellular component: cytosol; lipid droplet. The transcript is spliced from 8 exons. Bases 117 to 1469 code for a protein of 450 amino acids. The record is from RefSeq and is a predicted model, not a curated record. Lineage: Eukaryota; Metazoa; Chordata; Mammalia; Artiodactyla; Cervidae. Gene Ontology annotation, biological process: lipid storage; positive regulation of triglyceride storage.